AUGAAGCGUCAAAAAUUGCCCAUAGUGGUUGGUGGUACUAAUUAUUAUAUCGAAGCAUUAUUGUGGGAUUAUUUAAUAAAGGAAGAGAAUAUAUCAGCAGAUGAAACUAAUGCCAAUGAUUAUCAAAAUAAACCUUUAUCUGAUGAUACCGAAAAAAAAUCUGCAAACUCGUACGAAGAAUUGAAAUUAUUAGAUCCUGAAAGAGCUGCAAUGUUACAUCCAAAUGACACUAGAAAAAUUUUACGAAGUUUAGAAAUUAUAAAAAGGAAUCAAGUCAAACAUAGUAGCUACAUAGAACGUCAGCGACAACAACCUGGUGGAAGUUUCUAUUCAGGACCGUUAAGAUUUUCAUCUGCUGCUAUAUUUUUAUUGGAAUGCGAUCAAAAUGUUUUAGAUCAAAAAUUAGAUGCGAGAUGUGAUGAAAUGAUUGAAAAAGGCCUUCUACGGGAACUGUAUACUUUUUAUCAGGAUUGGCAAGUACAUUCGGGCAGUAGGCCGGUCAAUACUGAAAUAGGCUUAUUUCAAAGUAUCGGCUUUAAGCAGUUUAUGCCAUACCUUCAACUUAUAGAAAAAGAAGAAUGCUCUUUAGAUACAAAAGGACCAUCCGAUAAUGUACCAGCAAUUUAUUCAUUUGAUGUUACCCCUAAUAGUUUGAAAUCUGAAAUAUUGGAGAGAUCAGUCUCUAUUACCAAAGCUCUGAUCGAAGGUAAAACACCUACAGAAUCACCAGUAAGGAAAUAUACAGGUUACUCGGAGAUCAGUAACAGAUUACAACGAUUCACGUGUGAUUUAUGUAAUGUUACUGUAAUAGGAGAGAAAUCUUGGAUAGCUCAUAAGGGUUCUAGAAGACAUCGCUAUAGCCUUAGGAAAAUUCGUCGAGAUUCUAAAUCUUCGUAA
Messenger RNA from Trichoplax adhaerens, 897 nucleotides. RefSeq lists its product as uncharacterized. Lineage: Eukaryota; Metazoa; Placozoa; Uniplacotomia; Trichoplacea; Trichoplacidae. The record is from RefSeq and is a predicted model, not a curated record. Gene Ontology annotation, biological process: tRNA modification. Gene Ontology annotation, cellular component: mitochondrion. Bases 1 to 897 code for a protein of 298 amino acids. The transcript is spliced from 8 exons. Gene Ontology annotation, molecular function: tRNA dimethylallyltransferase activity; nucleic acid binding; zinc ion binding.